Messenger RNA from Strigops habroptila (Kakapo), 2055 nucleotides. Its product is annotated as general transcription factor IIE subunit 1-like. Gene Ontology annotation, cellular component: transcription factor TFIIE complex. The transcript has 4 exons. NCBI's taxonomy places the organism in Eukaryota, Metazoa, Chordata, Aves, Psittaciformes, Psittacidae. The coding region runs from base 721 to 1986 and encodes 421 amino acids. The record is from RefSeq and is a predicted model, not a curated record. Gene Ontology annotation, biological process: transcription open complex formation at RNA polymerase II promoter; transcription initiation at RNA polymerase II promoter.
GCCAGACUGAUUAACGUAAGCACUAAGGAGGAAAAUGUUCCGCUACAGAUGUUCCCGGGUCAUUUGGUGUAGUGGAACAAGCAGGCACAGCCUGGACACUCUGUGCUGAGUGCAGGCAGUGCCAGACAAGAUGGAGCAGCCUGUGCCCCAGAUUUGCCAGGCCUUUGGCCACAGCAGCCAGCAGAAAAAUCACAAAGCACAAGCUAAAAGGAGUUCAGAUGGCUCUUGUGGCUUUGCCACAAAGGGAGGUACAAGCUCAUCUAUUUCACAUGUUGUUAGGAUUUAAGCCAAAGAUUUCUUGCCCAGCUUGUGUCCUGAGCUUUACUUUUGAAAACGCAUGGUAUUAACUUCAGCUCUGACCUGGCUGGCUGUGAAUGAAAACAGAUACUUCGAGCAGACCUGGACAUGCAAGUUAACUGUGCUGUCUUCUGUAAAGAGGAUUAUUAUGAACUUUGUGUAACCUGUUUUCCUAGAUAUCUUCUCUGGGUUUUUACACAAGAGGACAUGAAUAAUUUACAUUAAGUAAUCUUUCAUACCUUCCCCAUCCUCAGGUGCAGGUUAAGGAUUUGACAUCAAUCUGUUUUGUGAAGACUCUUGUAGAAGCACAGCACAGCAAAUGACCUGCUGUAUGAGCAGGUGAGUGCUGAGAGGUUCACUAUAGCUCACCUCCCUUCCGUUUGUUGUGCAGCACUUCUCUUUCUGACGGUGGUUCAGCUCCUGAUGGAAGAGCAAAACGUUAUCACAGAGGUCCCAGCAGCCCUAAAGCGCCUGGCCAAAUACAUAGUGCGUGGUUUCUAUGGAUUAGAGCACUCCCUGGCCCUUGAUCUACUGAUCCGCUACCCCUGCAUGAAAGAGGAUGACCUGUUACAGCUGCUCAAGUACGAACGUAAACAACUGCGUGCUAUCCUCAACACGCUCAAGGCAGACAAGUUUGUGAAGCUGCGUAUGCGAGUCGAAACAGGGCCUAAUGGGAAGAGCACAAGGCACAAUUACUACUACAUCAACUACAAGGUGCUGGUGGAUGUGGUAAAAUACAAACUGGAUCAUAUACGCCGGAAAAUAGAAGCGGAUGAACGGGAUUCAACUACCAGGUCCUCUUUUAAAUGUCCGUCUUGCUCCAGCACUUACACGGACCUUGAAGUCAAUCAGCUCUUUGAUGUAUUUACAGAGACUUUCCACUGCACGUACUGCAACACUGAAGUAGAGGAAGAUGCCUCAGCACUUCUGAAGCGUGAUGCUCGAACCUUGCUAGCGAAAUUCAAUGAGCAGAUGCAACCUGUCUUUGUGCUGCUGCGUGAGACUGAAGAUAUUGCUCUGCCAUAUGAAUUGCUGGAGCCACAGCCAACAGAAAUACCAGAAUUGUCAGAAAGCUUUGAUCAGAAGGUGGGUUCAAGUGUGCUGGAAUCGUGCAGCCAACCUGAGAAAUGGGCCAGCAGACGUUCCUCUUACAGCAAUAUGUACACCCAAAACUUAGUUAUUGAUGUACAAGACUCUGAGCACAAGAAGAAAACAAGAGAAAAAGCAACUAAGCAGCAACCUAUCUGGAUGUCACAGAGCACUGUGGAAGGAGCAACAAGAACCGCCAACAACAGUGUUGCAGUAAAUGCUUCUGAAGAAAGUGGUAAAGAAACUGUUGCUGAUAAUGAAAUCAUGAAGACUCUUCUGAUCCAUGAACCCAAGUUGUCAUCUAACACAAAUCAGGCUCCUGUUGUCAGAAGCAAACCACCUGAAUCAGGCAGUGACGUUAGCGAGUGUGAAGGAGAUUCCAAGCACCCAAGAGUAGCAGAAAUGGAAGUAGCAGACAGCAACUUUGAACAAGAGGAGGAAGAACAGGAAACACAAGGUCCUAUUUUAAUGGUAGCUGGUCAGCCUCGUUCAUAUGGUGAAGUUAAUGAAAAUCCAGAGCUUGUGUCUUUGAUGACAAAUGAAGAGAGAGCAGCUUACAUUAAAGCAGGGCAAGAAAUGUUCCAGUCUGUUUUUGAAUAAAUACUGCUGUGUGAACAUGCGAAUUUGUGUAGAAUGGGUGAAGGCUUCUUUUGAAAUAAGACAAUCUAA